This is a messenger RNA of Peromyscus leucopus (white-footed mouse), 5019 nucleotides long. It is a transcript of the gene Als2cl, whose product is annotated as ALS2 C-terminal like. Bases 335 to 3193 code for a protein of 952 amino acids. The record is from RefSeq and is a predicted model, not a curated record. The transcript has 26 exons. NCBI's taxonomy places the organism in Eukaryota, Metazoa, Chordata, Mammalia, Rodentia, Cricetidae.
GGCGGGGUCCGCUGCCCCACGAGCUCGGCGGCGGGUGGGGGCUCUCUCCUCCUCCCGCUGCCAUGGUGACGAUCCCCCUCCAUCUCCCUUCUCGAUGGAGUUCUUAGCUUCCUCCUCCCGGUCCCUUGAUCACUGGCUCGGGUUUAAACGCAGCGCGGGGUCCAACCCCCUGCAGCAGUGAGGAGCGCUAGCUCAGCGCAGGACGACCUGGCCAGGACCCGGGUGCCAGUGUAUCACCCAGAGGGAGAGGCUGCCUGGAGGAGGGGACGCUGGCUGGUCAAGGCGGAAGGGCGGACGGAGAAGCCGAGAAGGCCCUGUGUCUCACACCCUGGCUAUGUGUAGCUCUGAGGAAGCAGACCUGCUUCGGCUGGAGGAGGUCUUCUCAACUACCCUUGCCCGCACCAACAGCCUCAUUCUCCAGCCCCUGCUCUUGGCUGACCCGGAACCCUCAGACUCCUGUGGCAGAGAGUGCUUUCGGCUUCUGCAGCAGCUACAUGAGAGUACCCAGCGGUUGUGGGAGGUGACGGACCAGAGCCUACAUUCACUUCGGCAGAGGCUACACGACCCACCCUCCGUGGGUCUGGAAACCUUGCUGUUACUGAACAACGCUGACUAUGUCCUGCAGGCCCACGUGGAGUACAUCAAGUCCUAUACUGACUGUGUGGUGGCGCAGGCCUUUCAGAGUGUCUCAAAGAGGAGGAGUGAGUACUGGAGGAGCCAGAGGAAGAAGCUGCGGCAGCUGCUGUCCUGGGUGAGCUCUGAGGGCUCGGUGGGCCCCAUGCUGUGCCAGGCCCUCAGCCAGCCACUCACCCAGCACGUGCAGAAAUACGUGGUCCUCCUGCUGAGCCUCAGGGACACCCUUGACAAGCACCACCCAGCCCAGGAGCUGGUGAUGCAUGCAGUCACCCUGUUUGGGGACCUGCAGUCCUUCAUGAAGCAGGCCUUGGACCAGGCUGUGGCCACACAGGCCCUGUGGCACAACCUCAGCAGCCGGGUGAGGGAUGUGCUCUGUACCCCUGCUCACCGACUCCUACAGGAUAGCCAGGACAUCCCUGUGGUGGUCACCCCGCUGCGGGCUGAGCGGGUGCUGCUCUUUGAUGAUGCCCUUGUCCUGCUACAGGGCCACAAUAUCCACACUUUUGACCUGAAGUUGGUGUGGGUAGAUCCUGGCCAAGACAAGUGCGUGCUGCGCAUCCUCACACCCGAAGAAGAGUUCUCCUUUCAGGCCAGAGACCCCCAGGGCCAGGUUGUCUGGCAGUGGAAAGUGACCCAGGCUGUGUGCCAGGCCCUGUGUGGCAAGAAGGACUUCCCUUUGCUGGGGUCAGACCGGGAGUCGCCUGUACCCCCCGACUGCCGCUGUGUGGCCUAUACUUUCCGCCAUGAGGGCCGGCUCUACCAGGCUACCUAUGAGGGCAAUUGGUGUCGGGCCAAGCCCCAUGGCAAGGGAACUCUGAAGUGGCCGGAUGGGCGGAACCAUGUGGGGGAUUUCUGCCGGGGCCUAGAGCACGGCUUUGGCAUCUGCCUGGUGCCCCAGGCCUCUGAGGACAAGUUUGACUGUUACAAGUGUCACUGGCGGGAAGGCAGCAUGUGUGGCUAUGGCAUCUGUGAGUACGGCACUGACAGGGUGUACAAGGGCUAUUUUCAGGCUGGCCUUCGGCAUGGAUUUGGUGUCCUUGAGAGUACCCCACAGGCCUCCCAGCCCUUCAAGUACACGGGCCACUGGGAGAGAGGCCAGAGGAGCGGCUAUGGCAUUGAGGACGACAGUGAGAGGGGCGAGCGCUACAUCGGCAUGUGGCAGGCUGACCAGCGUCACGGCCCUGGAGUCUUGGUCACCCAGGCAGGCGUCUGCUAUCAAGGCACAUUCCAAGGGGACAAGAUGGCCGGCCCGGGCAUCCUGCUGUGGGAGGAUGACUCUCUGCACGAGGGUACUUUCACCAGGGACCUAGCACUCCUAGGGAAGGGUAAGGUCACCUUCCCCAAUGGCUUCACCUUGGAUGGUUCCUUCAGCAGUGGGACAGAUAAAGGACUGUACACACAGGGAGUGCUGGACACAGCGGCCCUCCCGCUCGACCUAGCCAGCACGCGCAAGAGACAGCUGGGGCUGGGCGCCUUCCCCGUGGAGAGCCGCUGGCAGGGAGUCUACAGGCCCUUCCAGGACUUUGUGCGUUCCGGCUGCCCUGGGGACCUGCAGGAAGCCCUGCUGGGCUUCCAUGUGCAGAGCUCCAGGGAACUCCGGGAGUCCCAGGAGUACCUGUGCUGUGAGAGGAGCCACCCCAAGGACUGUGCGGGCAGCAUGGAGGACAUCCUGAAGGAGCUGCUGCAGCACCGCGCACCCCAGGCCCUGCAGCAGUACCUCAGGAAGGCUCUGAGCAAUUCCCGACACCCCCUGGGGAAGUUACUCCGCACCCUGAUGCUGACCUUCCAGGCCACGUAUUCAGGCAUAGGAGCCAACAAACACCUACAGGGGAUGGCUCAGGAGGAGGUGAAGCAACAUGGCCAGGAGCUUUGGGCUGCCUACAGGGGUCUACUGAAGGUUGCCUUACAGCGCCAGGGCCAGACCCUGGAGGAGGAGGACAUGGAGACAAGGGACCUGCAGGUGCACAGGCUGCUCUUGCCCCUCAUCCUGCCCAGCUUCUACUCAGAGCUCUUCACGCUCUACCUGCUUCUUCAUGAGAGAGAGGACGGGUUGUACAGCCAGGGCAUCACCAACCUCAGCCUGUUUCCUGACACGAAGCUGCUGGAGUUCCUGGAUGUGCAGAGGCACCUGUGGCCCUUCAAGGACCUCAGGCUGACGAGCAAUCAGAGAUAUUCUCUGGUCCGGGACAAGUGUUUCCUGUCAGCUACUGAGUGUCUGCAGAAGAUCAUCACCACAGUGGACCCUUGGGAGAAGCUGGAGGUGCUGGAGAAGACCUACGGGGAAAUCGAGGCCACGGUGUCUCGGGUGCUGGGCCGGGAAUACAAACUACCCAUGGAUGACCUACUGCCUCUGCUCAUCUACGUGGUGUCACGAGCUCGAAUUCAGCAUCUGGGGGCUGAGAUCCACCUGAUCCGUGACAUGAUGGACCCCAUCCACACAGGCGGCCUCCAUGACUUCCUGCUCACAGCUUUGGAGUCCUGUUACCAGCACAUCCAGAAGGAGGAAGUGCGGCUGCACCGUCUGCCCGGCCCCUGGGACUCGAGAGAGCUCUGGUGACGUGGCCACUCUGGACCAGUGCAGAGCCAGGGGCCCGCAUGGCUGCGGCGGACUUUCGUGGAGCAAGCACUCCCCACCGGCUCCCCAGGCUCCCCAUCGAUGGUUCUCCGAGGAGAUGGAGGUUUGCUCCCUCCAGGGACACGGCCGGCCGCUGUGACCCCACAGCUGACAGCUCUCCUUUGGCCUCUGGUCUGGGCUCGGAUAACCUUCUCUCAAAGGUAGCACCGUCUCGGGUCAGGAGCCCUAGCUUCUUUCCGCCUCAGCCCUCCUGCAGUAGCCCCCGGUCUCCGGGCUGCAUGCCUCAGGAUGGGGGAGGUGAUUUCCAACAUCCUUCCAGUCCAGUUUACCGAGCUCGGCAGCCCUUCCCCCAGAUCUGGACUCAUUCAUUUCUUCGGACUGAAAUGGAAAUCCUCAUGCGACUGUUCAUCUCAUUUCUGUCUCUCUGCUCCUGGCUAGAAGGUCCCAAGCUGCAGAAGCUCUGUUCCUUUUCCCGUGAGUGUCUGCCUGGGGACCUGUCUCCUCCUCAGCUGGGCUUCAGGCCUGAGCUGGCCUCUCAGGAGGACCCUGGGGCAGGAGACCUCAGCUCUGUGCCAAGCUGCCUUGUUGCCUCUGGCAGGCCCUGCCCUUUGCAACGGCAGGGGAUGUAAACACCAGUCAUUCACCUGGCCUCCCUGACCAGCCGACUGCAGGUGGCCCGUAAAUGACAUACCUGAGACACUUUGUGGCCUCUCUGAGGGAGGGAGGGACAGCAGGAAUAUUCGAGGCUUGCUAGUGCCCUGACAGAUGAGCGUCUCAGGCUCAGGACCAUAAGCAAGUCUGGCCACAGUGCUGGGAUCUGGGCCACUGUUUCUGGCUCCAGGUAUGCCUCCCAAUUCAGCCUGUGUGGGAAGGGCCAAGGGAGAUGCUGAGACCGGUGCACAGGCCAGGGCUGAGGACCACCUUCAGAGUGUCUCAGGAUAGUGUGGGGCACUGUAUGAAGAGAGCUUAUUAUUCUCCUGCACUGCCAUAUCCAGAGCAAGCAAAGAGAGGCCUUCCCUGGCUGGAUUCACCAAAUGUUGCAUGAACAUAGGUCCUGGGCUUGAGUUCUGUCAGGAACUUGUGUCCCCGGGAAGAUCCUUUGAAGGGUCAAACUGAUGGAGCUCUCUCUCUCUCUCACACACACACAACCCUAAGUGCCUGUGACACAGUUCAGCUGUGACAAAACCCUGCUCCCCGAUCUCCUGCUUCCAACACUGACUGAACUUGGGCCUCUGGUCCUCGUGAGUCCACAGGGUUUCCCUAGUGUCCUGGUAGGUUCCAGGGGCAGCCAAGGCUGUAGCAAACUCUUAAGACAAAUUUAACAUCUGAGAGGGACAGGACGCAGGACUGACUGAGUGUAAGUGGGUGCCAGUCAGCCGCUCACAUUUGCGGCUUCUGGAGGCUGAUGGGGCCAUCUCAGUGAUGGCCUCUCACGUAUGGAGUCUUUCAUGGGUGUUAACUGUCCAGCCUAGAAUGCGUCCCGGUUUUUGACAUGUGAGCCAUGCAAGAGGGCCGUCUUCGAAGUCCAUGGUUGCUGUCAUCAAUACCCUUACGAAAUAAUAGAAUAAUAGAAUCCGCAGGCCAGAUGGCACACCCCUCACUCCACCUCACUUCAUGGCUUCCGGAGGGAAGGCUGAAAGAUGAGACAUGAUAUGGUUAAAAUCUCUUCCCUCUCAGCCGGGCCUUCUUCAUUUCCCUCUCUGCCUUAUAAUUUUUUGUUUGUUUUUUUUGCCUACUUCUCUGGGGGAUGGCCACAAUUACAGUCUACUUAUUUAUUCAGAAUUUUUAAUAAAGCCAUUUUAUCUUUA